Molecule: messenger RNA, 2620 nt
Organism: Zea mays
Lineage: Eukaryota; Viridiplantae; Streptophyta; Magnoliopsida; Poales; Poaceae
Product: Phox (PX) domain-containing protein
Exons: 10
Coding region: 341-2365 (674 amino acids)
Biological process (GO): protein transport
Molecular function (GO): phosphatidylinositol binding
Source: RefSeq, a predicted model, not a curated record
GGGACGGCCAAGGGCGGUCGCUGCCUUGCCUGGCGUUGACAGUUUGAUGCGACCGCGGGAGCGUCCGCCCGACCGCCACCGCGUCCGCCUCAGCUCCCCUCGCUUCCCUCUAAUUUCCAGCCCAGUAGUAGGGAGACUAGAAUCGUCGGCGCGACGCCUUGGCAGAUUCGUCCGCCCCGAUCCCACCACCACCGUGCCCCGCGGGUGACGUCGGACCGGCGGCGAUGGCAACGUCGGCGGCGGCGGGAUCGCGCAGGAAGGCGCCGAGCCCUCCGAAGCACCGCCACGACGGUACCUCGCCGCUGCCUCUCGGCAUGGACUGGAGCCCUCCCCCGAAGAGAUGGGCUCAUUGCUUAUUGACUGCAUACAGGAGGGAAGGAACACCAUAUGGCCACACAACCCUCAAACAGGUUGGAGUUACUGUGUGAUGAUGCCUUCUUGGAUCACCCAAACACCUGAAACUGGUGUCACAGCCGAUAGCUUUUUGAAAUCUGUCGUUUUUUACAGGAUACAUGUUGGUAUACAAUCUUCAGAAGGCUUUAGCUCUAUCCAUGGAAUCCUCAGAAGGUUUAGUGACUUUCUGAAGCUAUCUUCUGAUCUUAAGAGCGCGUUUCCCAGAAAAGAUGUCCCAUCGGCUCCUCCGAAGCAUGCUUUCUUAAGAAUAAAUUCAAGCAGGUUGCUUCUAGAAGAGAGAAGGCAUGCAUUGGAGGAGUGGAUGCAGAAGUUACUUUCUGACAUUGACUUGUCAAGAAGUGCUCCUGUUGCUGCUUUUCUUGAGCUUGAAGCUGCUGCGCGUUCAUAUUUCCAAGAACGGAAUGGGCGUCCUUCUGAAGUAGGUCCUUCUGCAAAAAGCAGUACUAAAUCUUCCUCACAUUCUGAUGGACCUGCUUCCGGUUCUCUUGCUGAGUCCAAUGAAAUAAAUCAAGGUCUUACUCGCGGUAGCAGUCUGACAGGAGCAACUGGUAAUGGUGUGCUUGGAGAAGCUAUCUUAGAUCAGUCUGAUGAGCAUGUUAGCAGUGCCUUGAAUCACAGGAAAGGGAACCUUGUAUUGGAACAUGAUGGUAGAAAUGGUUCGGUAGCGUCUUAUAGGGGAGUUCUUUCAGAAGAGGACCGUGAUUCUUAUCCCGGCCAUGCUCGGAAGGACUCUGCUGAAAGUAUUGGGAGUGAUUUGAGUUCUUUAAGAGGAAGUGAAUUAUCUGUUCCAGGGGCUAGUAAUUCCCUUUGGGAUGGUGCUGUGGUGGAUGGACAUGUUAGUCAAACAGAACAUCUUACUGGUUUAGAUAUGCAUCUUUUGUAUGAUAUGGAUGCGCAAGUCAUCCUUCCAAAUGAUAAAAAACAGAAGUUGACUAGACUUUUGAUCACAAUGCAACGAAGAAUAGGGACAGCAAAAACUGAUAUGGAGGAUCUCAUAGCACGAUUAAAUCAGGAAGGAGCUGUUAAAGAAUAUCUUACUACAAAGGUUAAAGAUUUAGAGGUUGAAUUGGAAGCCACAAAGCAAAAAGGUAGAGAGACACUGCAACAAGCUAUCCUGGCUGAAAGAGAGAGGAUUACCCAGAUGCAGUGGGAUAUGGAUGAGCUCCGUAGGAAGUACUCUGAGAUGGAGUCAAACCUGAAGACCGAACAUAAUGAGAAAACUCGUGCGGAGUCAGAAAGAACAACUGCUAGUGGUGAAAAUGAAACAUUACUUGAAGAAUUAGAAAUCAAACAAAAAGAAGUUGAGAGUUUGAAACAGCAACUUGUAGAAGCUGAGGCAAAGUCCAAAGCUGAUAAGAAAGUUCUUGUCAAAGAGGUCAAGUCUCUUAGAAACUCCCAAACUGAGAUGAAGAAAGUGUUGAAUCAGUAUCUUGAGGAGAAGACUGAUUUAGAGAGAGUUAUUAAUAGAGAUAAACAGAGAUCAGCACGUACAAAGUUAUCCCGAGUAAAAAUUCUUCAUGAGUGUCGACUGCUGCGGGAGCGGCUACAAGACUGCAGUGCUAAAUUUCUAGCAGAAGAACAAGACAACUUUACUAUUGAUCCAUCAUCCUUGCCUGAUGCAUUAGAUCUUCUAGCAACAUCAGACAAUAGAAUACGCCUACUCGUUGCUGAGGCUCAACUUCUAGCACGAGAUGAUGAACAAGGCUCUUCUGAUGGUGGCGACGAUUCUGAUAGUAGAUCCUCAUUAACUAUGAGCAGUGAAGAUGCAAAAGUUACCGAUGAAGAUACUACUAAAAUGCUUUCUGAUCUGCUCAUUGACAAUGCGCAGCUGAGACUACGCCUCAAUGCUGUCAUCCGCAAUGCUGUAAAUACUUCCGUGAAGCCAGAGAAAGAAGGUAGUGGCGAGGUUCUCCCCAAAAAGACAGUCCUUAACUGGUUGUUGGACAGAUGAGAGAACCACCAAUAUAUAUUUAUGUGGAUUAGUUCUUCAAACUUACGCGGCUUGACCAAAAUUAUAUGAUGAGCGUACCUAUAGUGCCAGGGUAGCAUCAGGAAUUCAGGAUAAAACCUUCCCUCCAUGGAGGGAAGGGGAGCCUGGAAGCCUUUGUUUCUGUUGCACGAUUUUUUAUCCACGCAUGGAAGUCACGGAGGAUGGUAUAUAUAGGGCCACGGCUUUGGCUCCUAAAAAAUGACUGUCUGGCUUCUC